Molecule: messenger RNA, 1215 nt
Organism: Pyricularia pennisetigena
Lineage: Eukaryota; Fungi; Ascomycota; Sordariomycetes; Magnaporthales; Pyriculariaceae
Exons: 1
Coding region: 1-1215 (404 amino acids)
Biological process (GO): carbohydrate metabolic process
Molecular function (GO): hydrolase activity, hydrolyzing O-glycosyl compounds
Source: RefSeq, a predicted model, not a curated record
AUGAAUUUGCGAACAGCCACCGGCUCUGCCUCGAGCAUUCUCCUGCUACUCUCGUCCAUCCACGGCGCUGCUGCCGAGCUGCCCUUAGUGACUGAUUCCAAAUGUGGUUGCUACGUCACCAACGGCAGCAAUUCAGCUUUUUACACUACCCACCGCUUCUAUGACUUUCGAUCCUUGUCGCAAUAUGUCGGAUCCGGAGUACCUGACGUACCGGGCAGCUCCCCUCGGGCAGCCUCCAACGCUUCGAUGACGAGCGGCUACUUCAACACCUCGACCUUCACAGACGACUGGUCCAUCAUGACUUGGAACAACAGCGCAUCUCUGGGAGACGAUGCCUCGAUUCUGAUGGUCAACUCCCCCACCAACAUCUUUGUCGAGAAGAACAACGACACGGAUGCUGAUAGCGAUACGUACUUGACAAUGCGCACAGCGCGCCAUGAGGACUUCCAGUCGGCAUCGGAAAUCGAAUCCAACUCGGAUCGGUACAGGUUCGUGUCGAUGCGCAUGUUGGCUCGCACCACGGGGGCACCUGGUGCGUGCACAGCCCUCUUCACCUACCGCAGCGCCAAUGACUACGCAGACGUCCAGGAGGCCGACAUUGAGAUCUUGACAAAGGACCCUACAGACAAGAUCAUGUACACCAACCAGCCGUCCUACGUCAAGGUUGGAAAUGACACCCAGAACAUCCCGGAAUCCAACAUCAACGGCACAGCCCCCGUGGACUGGACCCAGUGGUCGGUUCACAGGCUCGAUUGGACACCAUCGAGGACAACUUGGUAUGUCGACGGCCGGCAGGUUGCCUCAAUCUCGUUCCAGACACCUCGCGAUGCCAGCCGCAUCAUGCUGAACUCAUGGAGCAACGGCGGCGACUGGACCGGUGUGAUGGGCAUUGGCAAGCAGGCUCGCAUGCAAAUCAAGUGGCUCGAGAUGGUUUACAACCAGACCAGCCCCGAGACCAGCAGAAUGCGGCCUCGGGACCACUCAGGUAACGGCGGCAGAGGAAGUGGCAAUAGCAACCCCGGUCGCUACUCGGACUCAGGCUCCACCGAGGGAUUGAGCGACGGCAAGUGCAGGACAGUCUGCAGUAUCGACGAGACCAGCCAAAGGGGUAUGGCAGCCGUUGUGGCCGAUGGUGGCGCCGCCGCUAUCAAGGUAGCCGCCUGGAUCCCGAUCACUGUGGCCUUGGCUGCUACACUGGCAGCUUCUAUGUUUUAG